AUGGCGCCAUCUAUCGUCCUUCAGCGCUCCUCUAGCAUCGGGAACUCCUCUGCGUUCCGCGUUGAUAGCGCUAGGAACACGGCAUGCAGGUGCGGCACUCGCAACGGUAGCCCCGGCUUUAGUCACAGGCGACGCAGCUUUACUGCAGCCACCGCCAGCAUCAGCGUCAAUUCCAGCGGCAGCAGCAGCAGUAACUACGGGUUUCUGGGAUCGGGCCCCUCGUUUCGUGCGUCGUCUCGCCGUAGCCUCUCGGACCUCGCCUUCUUGGCAAAUAACCGUCACCAUGAAAACGUUAACGGCAACUCGCGGGGUCCGUGCGUGAGCUGCGCGGCGUUUAACGACGAAGCUGGUCAUGAGCAUCACAUUGAACGCCACGUGGCAGCGAACCAGCUGCGCCAGGUGGAGAGCCAGCCUGGGGCUCAGCUAGCCACGCCAGUCGAGACGGAGGCAGCAGAGGCUGUGCGUGGUGCCAGCGUCGCCGCGUUGUCUGAGGUUAGCGGUUUCGCAGCGCCGGCGUCGCUUUCGCAGGCGCUACUAUCGCGCUCCGCAACUCGUACCAUCGCCUCUGUGGGCGCGUCGGCCAUGACUGCUGCUCGUCUCCGCCCGUCGACCCUGCUCCGAAGCAAGGGUGGCGUCGUCAUGGCCGUCGCACUGGCUGUCGCAGGCAUCGUGACGAUGAUCAAGUCGCACGACCACCAGCACCAGCUAGAGUACGACGGCGAGGGCGAGGGCGAGGUGUGCGACGAGUGCGGCGGGUACGGGCUGUGCUGCUGCACCCUGUGCGACGGAACGGGAGCUAUUCGCUGGGAGGGCAAGUACGACCGCAAGGACCCGUGCCCCGCGUGUGUUGGGGAGGGGUGCUCCAAGUGCCCGAAAUGCGGCUCGUCGCGCAGGAACAAGGCCGUUCCGCCCAUCGUGCUGGAGCGUCGCGUGUUCUAG
Molecule: messenger RNA, 939 nt
Organism: Closterium sp. Naga37s-1
Lineage: Eukaryota; Viridiplantae; Streptophyta; Zygnematophyceae; Desmidiales; Closteriaceae
Source: the annotation of a GenBank genome assembly